AUGGCGGACCGGGACGAGCUACCUCCCAUAGACGAUGAAGAGGCGGGGGUAAUGGGUUUGACUGAGGUUGAUCCCUCCCCGGUCGAAGAAACGCCAGUCGAGUACAGAGAGAAGAGCUACUUUCCAGAUCAGCAAAGAGAUGGAAAUGGCAAUGGGGAAGGAGAUGGUGACACGGAGGAGUUAAGAGGGAUCAGGAGGAUAAACACACUGGGGCUGAGAUUGGGGGAUCAUGGGCCGGCAUGGUGGCUUGUGCGCAUACAAAAGUACUCUUCCUACGCCUUCGCAACAUUCACAGCCCUCCAUGUCGCAAACGUCUCUCUAAUACCACUCGCAACCCGCUCCGUCCUUGACUCGAAUCGCUACUUGCUCCUCACGCGCCCCUUCUAUCAGUCCACUCUCACCGAACCGCUCCUAGUGGGCAUCCCUCUCGUUGCACACAUCACUUCUGGUAUCGCGUUACGACUGUAUAGGCGGCGACAAGCAUUGCAACGUUACGGCGCAGAAACAAAGAGAGACAGAAGGACGAUACCUUGGCCAGUGAUUACCGGUACAAGCGCACUGGGCUACGCAUUAGUCCCAUUCGCCGGGUUUCAUAUAUGGACUACGAGGAUACUGCCGCUGUAUGCGCAUGGCGAUAGCAGUUUGAUCAAUCUGUCGUACAUCUCGCAUGGCUUUGCUUCACACCCUUUUGUAAGCUUUGCGGGCUUCACGGCACUGGUGGGUGUCGGCGUAUGGCAUUUUGUCUGGGGUGCUGCGAAGUGGUUAAAUCUGGCGCCGUCACAGGUCAAGGCCUCGGAAUCACAGAAGUCGCUAGUUAGGAAGAGAAGAUGGUAUGUUAUCAACGGGAUUUCGGCAGCCAUUGCGACAUUAUGGCUAGCAGGUAGUCUGGGUGUGGUAGGCCGAGAUGGCAAAGUGGAAGGUUGGAUUGGGAGGGAGUUUGACGACUUAUACAAGUAUAUACCCUUUCUUGGGAGAUAG
This is a messenger RNA of Cucurbitaria berberidis CBS 394.84, 978 nucleotides long. RefSeq lists its product as uncharacterized. The coding region runs from base 1 to 978 and encodes 325 amino acids. The transcript is spliced from 2 exons. The record is from RefSeq and is a predicted model, not a curated record. Gene Ontology annotation, biological process: lipid homeostasis; mitochondrion organization. Gene Ontology annotation, cellular component: mitochondrial outer membrane. Lineage: Eukaryota; Fungi; Ascomycota; Dothideomycetes; Pleosporales; Cucurbitariaceae.